This is a messenger RNA of Bicyclus anynana (squinting bush brown), 7886 nucleotides long. RefSeq lists its product as uncharacterized. Gene Ontology annotation, molecular function: protein binding. The record is from RefSeq and is a predicted model, not a curated record. The transcript is spliced from 18 exons. Lineage: Eukaryota; Metazoa; Arthropoda; Insecta; Lepidoptera; Nymphalidae. Bases 224 to 4339 code for a protein of 1371 amino acids.
UUCAUUUGACGUUUGUGAGACAGACGAAGACCACACAAAUCAAGAAAAGAAAAUUAUAAUUAUAAACAUUUGAAUUAGAUAAUGUCCCCAUAAAUAUGUUUCUUUAUUGUCACUAGAUCUUACUUAUUAAUAUGUGUACUAUAAUACAAAUCUAAAUUGUGUUUAAUAAAUAUUUUAUUUAUAAAAUUUAUUUAAAUUGCGCGGCGCCGCUAUAAAUUUAAUUAUGUCUCAACAAAGUGAAAAUUUAGACUUUUCUGGCUUAUUUAAAUUAGACGUUCUGGUCCAGCAUGAGAUUUUGAAUCACAGUUUUUACGAAGUGGGCUUAAAAAAGUUUUUAGCACUCGCAAGUGACAAAGAAUUGGUGUUUGUGUACAUAAAUUCGCAGUCUGAAAGAUUUGACAGUGUUUAUGAUUGGGAUUUCGUGGACAAUCCCGUAUAUUGCAUGUGUUUUGAGCCAAGCGGGACGUGGGUUCUAAUAGUUAGUGAUCAAAAAGUACUGCUUGUGCCAUUUUUGCCAAGAUUCAUACCACAGAACACAUUUGAUUGCAAGUGGUCUCUAUCAAGUGUUACAGUUUUGCCUCUUGUUGAUUUACCACAGCCCACAUCAGUAGUGUGGUGGCUUACAAAGGAGUCUGAAAACAUAAUCAUCAUUGCCUCCAAGUCUGGAACAAUAACAUUUUAUUCAUUGGAGACACAGAGUGUUGUCGGUGAGACAAAAGUUUUUGAUGAAAUAGUGGAUUUGCAGAUAUGCUUUGAUGAUUCCCUAGAUCUGCUGGCUCUUCUAAUAUCCAAAGGCCCUACUCAACAAUGGAAGUUAAUAUUAGAACAUAGAUCGUUUGGAUAUAAUUGGCUUCAACAGAUGAGAGCUCAAACUGAUAAAGAGAAGAAAGAUGGCUUCAUGUCUUACAUAAAACAGUUGUCUAAGGAUAAAAUCACAUUUUUCACUCAGAGUGGAUCUAAAGAUGAAAACAAAACCCAGACAGUGGAGUAUGUAUUAAAACCAACCGAUUAUUUGCCCAACUAUCGUAAAAACUCAAACAGUUGGGCACUGACUGCACAAUAUGUGAAUGGCAGACACUUUUUGACAGCUUUCGAACUAAAUGAAGGCAUUGUAAUUCUUGAAAGCCCAGCAGAUGUGACCCCUUCAAGAACACUACGCCCUCAAAUUAAGAAAGACGGGCAGUAUAUACAAUGUCUAUGGUCACAGAGAUUGGUCUAUUUGUUAAGGAAAAAUGAAUUGGAAAUACACAGCGUUCAGUUCUCACAGGCGCAGGGUGAAACAUUGCUUGGAACAAAAAGGGAUUUCUCAGAACUAUGGUGUGCUGAGUUGAUAGGGGACGUACAAAGGGCUUACCUAAUGUCGGCGAAGGAGUCGUCAACUGUUGCCGGCGGGUGGAAGGAGCCUACGUUUAUGUGUGACUUGCAGUUGCCGCGGUUCGCUAUCGAGCCGUGCCUUGUUGUUACGACCCGCGGCGCCUAUGUGCUCAAUACUGUGUGCGAGCCGUGCGAGUGGCUGGUGAGCCUGAUAAUGCGCGGCGGCGCGGGCGCGGAGCUGUCGGCGGCGGCGCUGGGGGCGCCCGUGCCGGUGCUGCUGCGUGCUGCCGCCGACAUGCUCAUGUCGCGCGGCAAGAUCGCCGCCGCGCAGUACCUCUACUCGCUCUCACAGAGUCAGCCGGACGGUUGGGUGGCACGGUUGGGAGUGUUUGGCCGUCUGCACGAGCUGUCGAUGUACAAACAAGUGGGCAACGUUGGAAGUCUUGGCAAUUCUGCCAUCACUACAAAGUUGCUGGCUUUACUGUUGAAGAUUGGAACUAAUAGCGAAGAAAAUUUCGACAUGGACAUAAAAUUGACAAUAUUGAAUCCCUUGGAAUUGCAAGAGUUGACUUCCAUAGCAGCUGCAAUAGGAUUGUGGGAGUUGGUACCAGUAUUCAGCAUUUAUAGAGGACAUCCCGGUUUACUGCUGAAUGCUAUAAGGUCCAGAGGCGAUAUAUGCAGAGGUGCUAUAGUGUGUCUACUGCGACAGAAGUGUCUAGUUCCUAUAUUGCUGGAAGAAAAUGGACAGUGGUUCUUUGACUUCAUCACUGAGAAAUGCAAUAAGUUCGAUACAAUUAUAUUAAAGAGGCUAUGUUUAUGGUUGAAUCCUUUGCAAGAUCAGCUGCGGCCGGUAAUGCGUGACUUGAAGCAAGGCAUCACUUCAAUUUAUGCAACAAGGAUGCUUCAACUAAUAUCAACUUUUAUGCAAGUUGCCUGCGUCAUAGAGAGUAGACGACCAUGCGUAGACAUACACACGGAUAUAAACCAAGAACCGGAGACGUGGAAGAACCAGUUCACUCCACGAAGGUCCGUGUCUUGUGGCCUGGGCCAUUGGGCGGUGGCUGACGAUGGGAAUGCCAAAGUGAUGGUGGCCAAUACUGCGGUCAACACAGAGUUGAUUGGCAUGGUGGUUGAUGUGGCGUGCGGGAGACACCAUACGCUUCUGUUGACUGAGAACGGGAUAUACGCUGCCGGAGACAAUACGUUCGGGCAGCUAGGCGUAGGUAGCAGAUGGCCUGGCGCUAUAGGGGACAGUGCGAGUCCUUCGGGGGCCUUGUUGCAUGUGGAGUUUGCGUGGACUGCUCCUCUGGCGGUGGUGGCGGCGGGACACUACCACUCCGCUGCAGUGGACGUCGGCGGCAGGCUCUACACUUGGGGUUGGGGUGUGCACGGACAGUUGUGUUUGGGCAAUAUAGAUGACCAGUUGACUCCGCAACUAGUUACUAAGUUUCAAGGACGGAAAGUAUUGAACGUGGGUUGUGGAGCCUGCCAUACAGUGGUGCUCAUGAAGAACGGCGAAGUGUGGGCGAGCGGCGCGGGCGUGUUCGGUCAGCUGGGCGGCGGCGGCCGGGACAAGAGCUCCGUGCCGCUGCGCGUUUCUCUCACUGACCCCAUCGAGAUGAUCGCUGUGGGCUACUUCCAUAAUUUGGCGUUGACAGCCAAAGGUCAGCUGUGGUGCUGGGGCGCCAGUCCGCAGCAAGUGCGCGCGACGCACGCGCGGCGCUCCGCCAGCCCGCCCGCCGCGCCGCCCGCGUGCGUGCCCGACCCGCACCUCACGCCGCACCCCGUCGACACCGCCAAUGUUAAGGGGAAGAUUGUACAGCUGUCAGCUGGUUGGCACCAUUCGUGCAUAGUGAACAAUGUCGGCACAAUAUACUCGUGGGGUCUCAACUUUGAUGGUCAACUCGGUAGCGGAGAUCGCAAGCAAGUGCAGAUACCGUCGGAGGUGAAGCUCCGCACAGACACGCAGCCGGACGGAGUGAAGCACAACAAGACCCCCGACAAGGACGCGCCGGACGCCAGGAGCAAGGCGCUGGUCGCGUGCGGCGGCGACUUCACUAUAUACAUAGAUGACGACGGCCGGGUGUACGCCACUGGGAAUAUGCAUUUGCAAGGCACCAACGAAAAGGAGAAACCGAAUAACCGUGUCAUAAUGAUGAAGACGACAAAACGGGUGAUAAAAAUACCAGCGAGCAAGACCAACAACAAGUUCUUGUUCCAAGCGGUCGAUUGGAUCGACAUCAUGUUCCCCUUCGACGUUGACGACAUUGAAAGAAAACCCAUAGAACCCAGACUGAACCCAUUGACAUCCCUCGCAGAUUUCAAGAAAAAAUCCUGGGCGGACGAUGUUAUCCUACUUCUAAAACCCUGGAUCAACGAAGAGAAUCUAUCAUCUAAUCCAAAUAUGGCAGCAAAGUUGGCGUAUCACAGAAACAUGUUUGCCGACUGUUUGAGAUUUAUGCUCGAAAACUUGAAACGUGGAAUCCAAGAAGACCAAUUCUAUGUGACACAUCACGAUAAUUUGGAUGACGCUAACGUUUCUAGGAAGAAAGAUGAACUCAAAAUAAUAAUUACAAACGCAAUGUCGAAACGCAUAAAAGACAUAUCUAUGACCAUUCUGAACGAGGAAGCUUAUCCUCUGAUCGAUUCGAACGUAUACCAAAGUUUGCCGUGUUGUUGCGACGAAUUAAAAUAUACUACCAAACAAAUCAUCCCCAAAUCUAUAAAAAAUGAAGAUAUCAAUUUGUCUGUCAAAGCGGCACAGAUUAUAGACAAGUGCAUCAGUAUUUUCCCAGUCGACAGUUCUCUUUGGGAAUCGUGUUUCCGUUUCGCGAAAGACUUCUAUUUAGAGAACAAUUUGGUGGUUGAGGAUCUGGAAGCUGUUUUGCGCAAAUACAUGGAGACUAACGCCAAUACAAUGGCAGCGGCGAUUAUGUAUUCAAACGACUGCGCUCAGUACAGCGAGAUUUUGUCCCCUAAAUUCUACUUGAAUAUGUGUAGUGAAAUUUUGGAUACUUGGGGUUGAAAGUUUUACGAAACGCCAUAUUGGAUCCUAUUCUCUUAACAUUUUCCCAAAUUAUAUACUUAUUAUUUGGGAUAGAGUCAGACUAUUCAAAGGAUUCUACUUGAAUAUGUGUAGUGAAAUUUUAGAUACUUGGGGUUGAAAAUCUUACGAAACGCAAUGUUGGAUCCUAUUCUCUUAACAUUUUCCCACAUUACAUAUUUAUUAUUUGGGAAACAGUCAGACUAUUCAGAGACUUGAAAAUGUGUAGUGAAAUUUUAGAUACUUGGGGUUGAAAGUUUUACGAAACGCCAUAUUGGAUCCUAUUAUCUUACUUACAUACUCUUCCCAAAUACCUUAUUUACUAUUUGGGAAAGAGUCGGAAUAUUAAGAGGAUUCUACUUGAAUAUGUGUAGUGAAUUUUUCGAUACUUGGGGUUGAAAGUUUUACGAAACGCCAUUUUGGAUCUUAUUCUCUUGACAUUUUCCCAAAUACAUUAUUUACUAUUUGGGAAAGAGUCGGAAUAUUCAGAGGAUUCUACUUGAAUAUGUGUAGUGAAUUUUUAGAUACUUGGUGUUGAAUGACUUACGAAACGCCAUAUUGGAUCCUAUUGUCUUAACAUUUUCCCAAAUUACAUAUUUACUAUUUGGGAAAGAGCCAGACUAUUCAGAGGAUUCUACUUGAAUAUGUGUAGUGAAAUUUUAGAUACUUGGGGUUGAAAGUUUUACGAAAUGCCAUAUUGGAUCCUAUUCUCUUAACAUUUUCCCAAAUUACAUAUUUAUUAUUUGGGAAAGAGCUAGACUAUUCAGAGGAUGAAAUCGCAAAUACAAUACAAAAAACAGGGACCUAUAUUUAACUUUCUCUUAAUACCGGUCUCUGACAGUGUCUCCGUAUAAACUUUAAGGCUGUUUUGUUAACCAUUGUAAUACUUUUCAACAGUCUAUGUAUUGACAUGGUGGAUGAGAAAAAUAACCAUUUUAGAUCGAUUAAAUUGUAAAAUUGUUACAAAAUACUAAUUUUAAUCGUCGUACGUGUCUCGGAAGCGUUGACUUGAGGUAAGUGUGUUUAGAAGAUGGAGGCGAAUCAUAUCGAACAAAAGUUGUGAUUUCGAAAAACAUUGCUCUCUAAUUAUAAAAAUAUAACUUAAUACAGCCAUAAUAUUAUAACAUGGGUAUACUAAUUAUACUAAUAUUAUUAUAAAUGCGAAAGUAAGUCUGUCUCUCUGAUACCUUUCAAGGCUAAACCACUGAACCGAAUUGGAUGAAAUUUAGUAUAGACUUUGGAGCAGAAAUAAUCUACUAUUUAUACCUGAAAUAUCCAUUUUAUUAUAUAUUUAGUCGAUUUCUGACCGUUAUAAAAGUAAAAUCGCGAAAUAAAACAUUAUUAUUGUAUUAAUAAAGUGUAAUUUUUCAACUUUAAAUGUGUAAGCAAUAUCUAAUAGCAAGUAUGUUCUGGUAUAUCACAAAAUAAUUAUAAAAUAACCACUAUAUAUUUAUUAAAAGCUUAGAUAUACCUAAUUUUUAUAUUUCCGUAAAAGUUAACCUACUGUUUUUUUGUGUUACGUUUUUGUUCCUGAUAGUUCGGAAUUUCUACUAUUAUGUUUGAGUAAGGUUUGUUGAGUUUUUGUUAAACUGCUGCCUAUUUAGUAAACCCCGCAUAUGUAUGCUACUGCAUAUGGAGUAAGUAUGUAGGUACCCUUAGAUGGGUUGUAGCGAAGAUGUUUGUAUUGUAAAUUAUAAAGGUACUUAAUGUGUUUAUUUUUUUUCAAAAUACCAUGAAGUGGUUAUUUUUAAAAAUGGCUGUAUUGUCUAAACCAGAAUGAAAUCUAAGGAAUUAUAUUUAUCUAGACACUCGUCCAUCCAAGUGUGCUCAACAGAUUAGAUCUAUGAGCUUUUUUGCCUCGCUUCUUUUGUAAACUGUGCCAAAAACUAAAACAGUUUUAAUUAAUAGAUUAAUUUCUAAAUCAAUCAUUGUCAAUCAAUCACGCGUGGCAAUGAUUUAGAUAUCUCUAAACAACUCUGGUGAUUUCAUCGUAUGAAAUUGAGUUUUAUAAUACAUAUUGAAUUAUGAAGCGGUGUCCAGCUAAAUAUAAGUUCGUGUUAGCAUCUGUAUUCGGUGCCUAAUAUUGAUCAGUGGUAAACUCAGACCAUUUAUUUUUAUAGGACCUGCCUCGCUAGACGUUACUCUGUCAAAGUAUAUGAUCAACGAUCUAAUGCGAUUAUAAAAUCUGUCUCUAUAGUAUCGAUGUAUGACAGUUUUAAUAGUGUUCGUCGGUUAAAGAUCUCCGUAAAAAUACCUUUUUGUGUAGUUGAAUGUUGUAAAUAAUGAGCAAAAAUUUCUAGUUUACUUUAAGAUAUAUACCAAAACAAAGCUCGUUUUCCUCAGAAAUUAAAAGACAAUUUUGGUCGUGAAUUUGGGCGCGAUGUCUGGUCCUUCUAUAAUUGGUCUGAGGUAGUAAAAGGCAUCUUAGUGAAAAAACACUUUAGUUCCAUACAGUGUAAUCUAAUCCAAAUAUAGUUUGUUUUAAGUAUAUAUAUUUUUUGGCCAUUUACUAAUUUAAUUUAAAUGUAGAAUAAUUAUAUAGGUAUGUAUUAUAUCAUUAUAAACAAUUUAAUACGUUUUGUUAGAGGAUUUAUUUAACGUUUUAUGUGCUGUUAACUUUCCUAAUGUUUUAUUUGUCUGUCAGUUUUUUGUUACUUUUUAAAGUAUUUUAGCCAUGCCUUAUUGCCGUCCGGAGAUAUAGUUGUGUAUAUUUUUUAAUUGUUUUGAAAGAUUUAUGAAUGUAUGUAAAUACUUAACUUUUUUGUUAUUUUAUCAUUGACAAUUUACUCCGUCUAUUAAAUGCUUGCUAUUAUUAAAAUUAACUAUGUAUUGUGUAAUUUAUUAUAUGUGUAAUACAUCUAUAUGUAAUUUAUUUUAGCUAGCACCUCUACACACACAAGUGAAAGAGGUGACGUCGCAAUGGAGUCCGACCGAAACCGAAACCGAAUAUUCGGCCGUGGCAUCAGUUUCGGCCGAAACCGAUGCUUCAUAUUAGCACUUUUGUUUGUUGAAUUAAUUAUAAUAAUCUAACAGCGAUAGUGACGUGUAUACAAGGUUUUCAACGAAUUUAUUUUUGUUUGUGAUGUUUUUUUUAACUACAUAUUUACAAAUUGGUUAGUCGUUUACUAGUAUCUAAAUAUUUUAUUGAUGGAAAACCAUUACUGGAAAUGUAGGGCCGGCAUUCAGAAAGAAAGAAUUUUAAGUUCAUUUAAAUUAAAUUAAAUUUUAAUUUCUUUGGAUUUUUUAUGAAUUUAAUAUUUUAUUUUAAAUUAAUAAACUUCAUAGUAUUCAACAGCAUCUCACGUGAUGUUUUGGAAUGCCAUCUGAUGUGCCGCCUUUCGCCGGCCCACAUACAGCUUAAUGAAACAUAAGCUUAUAAUAAUACAUAAUAUAUCAAAAUUAUAAUACUAAUAAUAACUGUUGUAAGAAAAAAUAUCAAUCGUGUAAUUACUAAACAAAAUUGUGCUCAUGGAUACAAAUCAAUGUUUUAAAUGUGAUAAAGGAAAAUAAAUAAUAGCAUUGUAUAAAA